AUGACUCACCUCACUAAAGAAGAGCGCCGCAAGUACACAGAACAGUUUCUGAAUGUGGACAAGGACGGAAAUGGCUGGCUGGAUAUGUCAGAGUUGGGCAAAAUGCUUCUGUCUGAAGGUUUUGACAUACCCUUCUCAAAAUUAGAGAAUUUGUUCAAACAGAUGGACACUGAUGGUAAUGGACGUAUUACACUGGAUGAGUUCUUAGCCCAAAUGCCACAUGUCACCACUGAAACGGAGCGUCGACAGGCAAAUCUGACGUCCGCUUUUAAAGAGGUUGAUGAAGAUGGUGAUGGUUACAUAACCCCAAACGAAAUGAAAAAGGCCUUCAAGUUAACUGGGAUGAAUCUGUCACUGCAGGUCAUGCAACUGACUUCGAGUACUUCUCAAAGUGAAAAAAUUGAAAUGGCUGAAUUUCUAAAAAUAUUUAAAAAUUUAUUUUCAUACAAGUAAAUCCCACAGUGACUGAAAAUCCUGUAGACGAUGCAUGCUUUUGGGUUAAGAGUUGAAGGCUUCUCAAGAAUCGAUACUGAACUUUUUACCCAUCAUAAAAUGAAAUAACAGUGUAUGAUAUUUCUGUUGAAAAAUUAUUUUUUUGUUUUGAAAUUA
This is a messenger RNA of Gigantopelta aegis, 609 nucleotides long. Its product is annotated as calmodulin-like. NCBI's taxonomy places the organism in Eukaryota, Metazoa, Mollusca, Gastropoda, Neomphalida, Peltospiridae. The record is from RefSeq and is a predicted model, not a curated record. Gene Ontology annotation, molecular function: calcium ion binding. The coding region runs from base 1 to 453 and encodes 150 amino acids. The transcript has 3 exons.